Messenger RNA from Artibeus jamaicensis (Jamaican fruit-eating bat), 891 nucleotides. It is a transcript of the gene OCIAD2, whose product is annotated as OCIA domain containing 2. The transcript has 7 exons. The coding region runs from base 164 to 625 and encodes 153 amino acids. Lineage: Eukaryota; Metazoa; Chordata; Mammalia; Chiroptera; Phyllostomidae. Gene Ontology annotation, cellular component: mitochondrial inner membrane. The record is from RefSeq and is a predicted model, not a curated record.
AAGGGAGCGAAAGGUGGGAAUAGGGUGCACCAAUUGAGUGAGAAGCAGCGAGCAGUGGGGGCGGAGCAAGAGGAGGAAGGAGAAGGCUUCGGGGGAGCGCGGAGAAGAGAGACAGUGGCAGCUGAGUGCAUGCAAGUAGAAGAGAAGCAAAGACCAAGUCAUCAUGGCAUCAGUGUCCACGCAUGGAAACCAUGAUAAACCUCAUUUGCCACCGCCGAGCCAGCAGAGCCUGUUGUUUUGUCCAAAAUCAAAACUGCACAUCCACAGAGGGGAGAUUUCAAAGAUUAUCAGAGAGUGUCAAGAAGAAAGUUUCUGGAAGAGAGCUCUGCCUUUUUCUCUUGCAAGCAUGCUCGUUACCCAGGGACUAGUCCACCAAGGUUAUUUAGCAGCUAACCCAAGAUUUGGAUCAUUGCCUAAAGUUGCACUUGCUGGCAUCUUGGGGUACGGCCUUGGAAAGGCAUCCUACAUAAGAGUGUGCCAGAGUAAAUUCCAUUCCCUUGACGAUCAGCUCCGUGGGGCUGGUUUUGGCCCAGGCCAUAACAGGCACUGCCUGCUUACCUGUGAGGAGUGCAAAAUUAAGCAUGGAUUGAGUGAGGAGCAAAGUUCACAGCCCUCAGCUUCCUAGACUCUGCAUCUGGGGCUUUUGAAGUUUCUUAAACCUCUGAAUGUGUACACACUUAAAGUUUCAAGUAUACUUUAAAAUAAUAUACUUACAUUGGAACAGAAGCAUUGGGAUUCUAUUGAAAUGCUUUAGGUGGAAGAUUAUCAGUUGAAUUGAAAAUUGUAUGUUUUUCUACUGUGUAACAACAUGCUGUGAGAGUUCACACACCAAAAAGAAGAAACGUUGUAUUCUAACUUGCUUACAGCAAAGUAAAAGAAUUUAGAGUCCUC